This is a messenger RNA of Mya arenaria, 1381 nucleotides long. RefSeq names its product HAUS augmin-like complex subunit 1. The record is from RefSeq and is a predicted model, not a curated record. Gene Ontology annotation, cellular component: cytosol; HAUS complex. Lineage: Eukaryota; Metazoa; Mollusca; Bivalvia; Myida; Myidae. The transcript is spliced from 9 exons. Gene Ontology annotation, biological process: spindle assembly; centrosome cycle. Bases 85 to 909 code for a protein of 274 amino acids.
CGUUUUGACUAAUUAAAUUUACUGUCCGGUAUAGUUAUUUUGUAACGAGCGCGCGACUGUCAAACAAAAACAACAACAAAACCAAUGAAUAAACAACACCAAGAGGUGCAGGUGUGGCUGGAGGGGAUGUUUGGUGAUCAGUCUGUGCCUGCCUAUGAGCUCAACAAGUUUACAGUGGACACCCUGGCAGAAAUCAUGCGUAGAAACAAGCGGGCAGAGAAACACAACCAGCUCCUCAUACAUGACCACAGGCAGAAGGCGGAUGAGUACACCGCUGAAAGUGUGAGGCUGGGUGGGAUCCUAGAGAGUAUUGGUAUGACAAGCACUAGUCUCUCCCAGUCUGGCCUCAUGAGUCUCCGAACACUGGCCAAUCUUGCUCUUACUCUCAACACCGUGGAUGCCUCAGAGACCAGUUUCCUGCUAGCACUAGGUCAGCUGGAGGAAGAACUCUGUCGUGUGGACGAGGCACGCAGAGCCCUCCAGAAGUCCAUACUCUCCCUCACACGUAACAUACACAUAGGCAGGCUCAAACAUGCAGAUCUCACAAAGGCGUUGGGGGAGCUUGAGCGGCGGUCUGUGGAGGACCAUGGGGAGAUGGAGAGACAUGCACGGGAAACACAGUUCAUACGCAACAAGGCCAAGGAGUACCGAUCGCACACACACAAGAUGGAGGGUAUGUUGGAGAGGACGGGGGUCGAGCCUGAGGUCUAUCACCAGGCACUCACAGAGCGGGCUCAGGCGUUGGAGCGGUUGAAGCAGGAGAUUGUCCCUCUGAAGAAGAAGCUAGACUCUUACCAUGGCCUUGUACCGGAUGCCAUCCAAGCACACAUGAGACUAGAUGAACUCAAGGAACAAGUGGGUGACCUGGAGGAGGAGUUACGGGGGAAAAUAGAUCUGAUGCAGGUGUGAGGUCCCAGCUGAAAGACCAGAGGAGGUCAAACACUGAAUAAAUUGGACAUGUGUGAUGUUUGUCAAGCAGAUGGGGGAGAGACUGGCUGAUAGAAGAAUACAACAGCCACCUCGAACACUCCAAUCAGCCAUUGUCAUGUUACUUUACAUGUACUUAGGACUGUAAAUAAUUACAGAAUGUGUUCUGUAAUAUGGUGCCAACAAUUAUGAAAUGUGAACAACAAAUACUGAAAAGGUUUAUAAGCUCUUUGGAUUAGAAUUGAGUGUUUUAUUGAACAGAUCAUGUGCUAGUUUUUGAAAUGACUCAAUUGUCUUUUUGGUAUUUGAUAGAUCAUUAUGUGAGUGCUUUCAGUUGCACUGUGAUGUUAUACAUACGAAAAGAUGUUUCGGAAUUGAAUAAAUUUGUUAUUAUCUUUUGUGUAUAUAUUUGAUAUUAAAUCACUUUUCUACAUAUGCAAUAAAACAAAUCUGU